Messenger RNA from Ogataea angusta, 1092 nucleotides. RefSeq lists its product as uncharacterized. Bases 1 to 1092 code for a protein of 363 amino acids. The record is from RefSeq and is a predicted model, not a curated record. Gene Ontology annotation, molecular function: protein binding. The transcript has a single exon. Lineage: Eukaryota; Fungi; Ascomycota; Pichiomycetes; Pichiales; Pichiaceae.
AUGAACGCGGCUUUCGUUUCCAGUUUCAACUGCAACGACUGGGCGCUGAGUUUGGCUGCUGUGGCCGACAGCGUUGCUGUUGCAGCCGCCAACGGCAAGAUCCACCUCCUGUCCAAAAGUGUACAGAACAUCGGUACUCUCUCGGCACAUUCUCGCUCCAUCAAUAAAAUCAAGGCCGUGGACCUACACACCUUUGCAAGCUGCUCGAACGACGGCACCGUAAAGGUCUGGGACGCGAGAACCAACAGCGAGACACACAGUUUUUCCAACGCCCGCCAGCUGCCGUUUCUGUCCCUGGACACCAGCUACAACAUGUUGGUAGCAGGAACAGAGCUCAGUGGGUCCGACUCGGAGCUGAUUCUUUGGGACCUGCGCAAGCCGGCGCAGCCGUUCAGGACGUUUAUAGACUCGCACAACGACGACAUCACCGAGGCGCGGUUCCACCCGUCCAACAGACAGCUGCUUUUGAGCGGGUCGACCGACGGCUACGUGAACAUCUACGAUCUUUCUGUGCCCGAGGAGGACGACGCUUUGCAGCAGGUGAUCAACUUCACCUCGAUCCACUCGGCGAACUUCCUCUCGCCAAACAGAAUAUACACUCUGUCGCACAUGGAGACGUUUGCUGUGCACGAGCUGAACGACCACCGCACCGAGGAGCACGUCGAGCCGCUGCCAAAACAGUUUGGCGACGUUCGCGAAAAAUGGGGGUGCGAGUACGUGGUGGAUCUGCAGGCUCCGGGCUACGUUUUUUGCGGGUCGAACUCGAAGCACGAGCUGAAGAUGUACCGUUUCGACCCUGUGGUGGAGAAUUUCGACUUUGCGGCCGAAUCGCCGGUGCAUUUCCCCAACGCCCACGGCGAAGAGGUGGUCCGUGACGUGCUGGUGCUGGAUAAUAUGGUGUACACUGGCGGAGAGGACAAUCUGGUGAAGCUGUGGAAAGCGCCGUGCCAUGUGGCCGACACGAGCGCGACGUUUUUCAGCAGCGCGCCGCAGCCCGUUGAGACGGCGCCAAAGGAACUAAAGCCCGAGUCGGGCAGAAAACACAAGAAAAAGAAGCACAAGAAGGACUCCAAGAGGUUCAAGCCGUACUGA